AUGAUUCCAAUUUCCAUCUUCCGCCGUGAAUGCAAUGGCGAUGAGACCAUGUCCAGUUGCACAAAGCCCACCAGCUCCGCAGUGACCAUCGGCAUUCCCGCCGCGAUAACAGGAGUUAUGCUCUUCAUCGCUAUCAUCGUCCUCAUAGUCCUCUACCGCAAGCGCAUGCGUCGUGAUGACCUCGAAGAUCUAGAAGACCGUCAACGCGAGUCGGGGUUCUAUGCUCGCUACGCGACACAGCGCUUCGGCAAUGAAGGCGCGGAGCCACCGAAGGGACGUCCAUAUCCUGAGUCGCGACGGAGCUCUGGCGAGUCGAUAUAUGAUUUUAAGCAGGAUCAUGGGCCCUAUCACCUUGCUCAACUACCCAGUCAUGAGGUGCAGAUGCCGAAGCCGGUGGCUACAAGGGUAGUUGUGUAA
This is a messenger RNA of Penicillium griseofulvum, 417 nucleotides long. RefSeq lists its product as uncharacterized. Lineage: Eukaryota; Fungi; Ascomycota; Eurotiomycetes; Eurotiales; Aspergillaceae. The record is from RefSeq and is a predicted model, not a curated record. The transcript is spliced from 2 exons. Bases 1 to 417 code for a protein of 138 amino acids.